CUACCAAUGAAAAAAGAGAGGAAGUGCAAAGUCCGAAGACUGUAAAACACUUCAACUCUGUUAACAAAUAUUGAAGGGAAAGGUGUUAUUUUGAGGCUUAAACACAAUUUAUUGAUGAAAAAUUGUCGAAUAUUGGUGUUUCAAUCAAAAUCCAUGUUCCAAUUGAAAUCCGUUGAUUUGUAUCUUAUUUUGAAACGAUAAUAUAUCCUUUAACAAAUAUGACAAGUUUAGAGAAAAAAAUAUUUUGAUGGGAAAGCUGCUAUUUUGAGGCUGAAACACUUUUGAUGAAAAAUUGUCUAAAAUUGAAAAUUUCAUGUUCACAGGCCAGGUAAAUUUGGAGGCGGUGCUUCUUUUCUCGGUCUUUAAAAUCCAUAUUUCAAUCAUCUUCACAAGUCAAAGGUCAAAAACAUUAACCAUCGCGUUUGUCAAGUACAAAGCUAAUAAUUUUAAAGCAUUUUAAAAAUAAGUUUCAUGUGCUACAAACAAUGAUCUAAAGUAAUUUCAAAAUGCUGUCGGACGAACAUUUUGCAUUAAUAUGAUACCUUUGAAUAAUCAGAAUGAACAAUUUAAAACACUCGAAUGCAGAAUUUGAGAAACGUUAUAGACCAAAAUAUCGUAGUGUCGAAACAUCUUGGUGCUGAAACAUGUUGGUGCCGAAACGUUCAGAGUUGUUUCGUCAUGGCGGAUGAGCCAGAUUUGAAGAAAAGAAAGUCAGAACUUGUGCCAGUUGCGGGGAAUUCUGAUGUGUUUUCCUCGUUUGCAGACUUUGAAUUUUGUAACCUUCUGAAAAAUGACAUGGGGAGUAAAACAGCGUUUGUUCAUUCCAAGUUCAGAGGAAAAGAUGCCGUCAUUUUGAUGGAAAAAACUGCGUUCGAUCCGGAGAGUUUGCCGAAGUUGCUAACUGAGAAAACGGAGUUGAUGGAAACAUUGAAGAAUGACAUAUACAGUACCUACAAGACGUAUCCAGAGAAAGAAUUGAAUGGUUUCAAAACAACAUUGAUAUAUCCAGCAACAAGUCACCAUAUCAUGAAAUAUUCCGAGCAGGAUUUCCAUUUGGUGCACGAGUCAAUGGAAGACUACAAUCAGAUCACCUUGCCAUAUAUAAAAAGCAAAUCCCUAAGGCAUCAGUGGGUGUAUAAUAUAUUGAACAAAGAAACUGAGGCAGACCGUAUUAUCUAUGAAGAUGCUGAUCCAGACACGGGAUUUGUUCUGUUACCAGAUAUGAAAUGGGAUAGACAAGACGUAACUGCAUUGUAUCUACAGGCCAUCAUUCACAGGCAUGAUAUCAAGUCUAUACGUGAUUUGAAUCAAAGUCAUCUACCUCUUCUGAAAAAUAUUUUGGAGAGAGGAAAAGCUGCUAUUAAAGAGAAGUUUGGAGUUCCUGCAGACAAACUCCGGAUAUAUCUUCAUUAUCAACCAUCGUACUACCAUCUUCAUGUGCAUUUCACCCACAUUAAGCUGAACAGUCCUGGAUUUGAAGCUGAUCGAGCACAUUUAUUGACAGAUGUUGUAGAAAAUAUUGAGAUGAAACCGCUCUACUACAAAGAAAAAACUCUUGCAUUCAAAGUCAGAGAUGAUGAUGAUUUAUACAAAGCUUUCUUAAAUCAUGGAUGUAUUAAGAAAUAAAAGAAUAGAAAUGAAGGUGAUUCCACCCUUCAAGAA
This is a messenger RNA of Ostrea edulis (European flat oyster), 1662 nucleotides long. Its product is annotated as m7GpppX diphosphatase-like. Gene Ontology annotation, biological process: deadenylation-dependent decapping of nuclear-transcribed mRNA. The transcript is spliced from 4 exons. Lineage: Eukaryota; Metazoa; Mollusca; Bivalvia; Ostreida; Ostreidae. Gene Ontology annotation, cellular component: nucleus; P-body. Bases 580 to 1626 code for a protein of 348 amino acids. Gene Ontology annotation, molecular function: RNA 7-methylguanosine cap binding; hydrolase activity. The record is from RefSeq and is a predicted model, not a curated record.